AUGAACAGAGGUCCUUGGCUUAUCCUAGGGGAUUUCAAUGAUAUAUUAAGUGUUGAGGAAAGAAUAGGUGGAAAAUGUAAGCAGGCAAUCUCAGGUGCUUUCAAGGAGUGUGUGGAGAGUUGUGGGGUGGAGGAUAUAAAAUACACAGGGUCAUUUUACACCUGGAACAACAAACAAGAUCAGCCUACACGGAUUUUCUCAAAGAUUGAUAGGGUAAUGGCAAACCAAGAUUGGAUAGAAAAAUUUCCCAUAGCUGAAGUUGUUUUUUUACCAGAGGGAAAUUUUGAUCACUGCCCAGCCGUGUUAUCUGUGUAUCCUGAUAUGGCAGAAGGCAAAAAACCUUUUAGAUACUUCAGAAUGUGGCAAAAUUAUACAUCAUUUCAGGAGGGUUUGAAAGCAAUAUGGCAGGAACAAGAUACAAGCACACCAAUGUUUCAGCUGGUGAAGAAGUUAAAGAGAGUCAAACAGUUAUUAAGGGACAUGAACAAAUCUGAGGUAGGAGAUAUUCAAGCAACAAAUACUCAGUGUUAUCAAGCAAUGGUUAACAGUCAAAUAGCAUUACAGCAGAAUCCAUAUGAUAAGGAACUAAUAACACAGGAAAAAGAAGAUAGAGCAAGAUAUAAUGCAAUAAAUAAAAGAUAUUUGUCAUUUCUUUCUCAGAAGGUGAAAGUACAAUGGCUGAAAGAGGGGGAUGAUAAUACCAGUUUUUUUCAUAAGAGCAUCAAGAUGAGAAGGGCAGAGAAUAGGAUCUACGCAAUUCAAGAUAUGGAGGGGAAAUGGGUGGAUAACCCACAAAUAGUAGUCACAGCUUUCGCAAUUUUAUCAAAGGCUACUCGGAAGUAA
Molecule: messenger RNA, 843 nt
Organism: Humulus lupulus (European hop)
Lineage: Eukaryota; Viridiplantae; Streptophyta; Magnoliopsida; Rosales; Cannabaceae
Exons: 1
Coding region: 1-843 (280 amino acids)
Source: RefSeq, a predicted model, not a curated record